GCUUAGACUCACAUAUACCGCUUGCCUUGUUUUUUCGCCGUUGGUAUGCAGGGGCGCUGCACCUAAAUCUCGAGCCAAGUUAACAUCAUUGCUGCUCCUCAUGGUGAGAGUUGUUUGUGGGGUCGAGCCUCUCCUUGGAAGUUUGCGCUUCUGAGUUGGUUCAGGUUGAAGAUUUGUCCACGUAAUGGAGUCCUUCAGGGCGGACAGGGUUUAAGCAGGGUUUAGGGUUUAACGGGAUUUUGCCCAGGCUUCAAGGGAAAGAUUCAGACAAAACUAGGUGUUGCCAGGAUUCAUUCUAGCAGGGAUUUGUGUUGAAAAAUCAGUUCAAGAUGGGGAAAGCGGCGAAGAGCACAAAGAAGUUCUCUCAGAAACACUUAGGGGCAACGAUAGCACGGAGGCGGAAGUUGAAGCCUAUGAAAAAUGCCAUAAAGAAGAAAAAAGCUGGAGCUCUUCUUGCAGGGUUUGCGGAAGACCAAGCUAUCGAAAGAACUGAAAAGAGUCAAGUGGAGAAUGGAGGAGGUAGAAAGAAGAGGGUUCAGGAUAUGACUGUCGAUGAGUUGAUGGAAGGAGACUUUCUUGAUAACUUGAGUGACGGAGGCGAAGGUUCUGAAGACGAGGGAGGUUCUGAAGACGACGGACUUUCAGAUGGGGAAAAUGUGAAUGACGAAGAUUUGGAAAAGGCAAUCGCCGAUCUUGAUGCUGAUAUGGAUAAUGAUGAUUCCGAAGACGAGGAUGAGGAUGGGUCAGGAUUGGGUUCACAGAAUAAAAUGCUCAAGUCUGAGGUUUCUAAGCACAAGCAUCAACUUGAAAGCCUGCAACAGAAGGAUCCAGAGUUUUAUCAAUUUUUGAAAGACCAUGACAAGGAGUUGUUGGAGUUUGAGGAUGAAGAUGAAGAUGAAGAUGCAGAGGAUUCCGAAGGAGAUGGGGAUCACAAGAAUAGAAUGGAACUAGAAUCUGAAGGGAAACAAAUUUUAGAGGAUGGUACAACCGUCAGCCUCUCCACAGCUUUGGUUGAGACCUGGUGUACCGCUGUCAAGGAAAAGCAACACGUCGGAGCUCUUAAAAAUCUCCUGCGGGCUUUUCGAACAGCUUGCCAUUACGGGGACGGUGAAAUGGAAGACAUGGGCUCUAAAUAUAACAUCAGUAGCAGUCAUGUUUUCAAUAAGAUCAUGCUUUAUGUACUUCUUGAAAUAGACGGGGUUUUCAAGAAAAUGCUUGGCUUGACGGAUAUGAGUGAGAAUAAAAGUGGAACGGUGGAGGUUCAAAAAUUAUCAAAAUGGAAGAAGUUAGAGCCUUUUGUAAAGUCUUAUUUAGGAAACGCCUUGCAUAUCUUGAAUCAAAUGACCGACAACCAGAUGAUAGCUUUUACUGUUCGGCGAUUGAAAGCGUCUGUUAUUUUUCUGGCCGCGUUUCCCAUUUUGGCGAGAAGAUAUAUGAAGGUGGCACUACAUUUUUGGGGUAGCGGUGAAGGGGCUCUUCCACUUUUGUCGUUUAUGUUUAUUCGAGAGAUGGCUUUGCGUUUAGGAUCGGAUUACUUGGAGGUAUGCCUUAAAGGCAUGUAUAAAGAGUAUGUGGCAAAUUCCAGAUUUGUUAAUCCAACAUCUCUUCCAAGAAUACAUUUCAUGGCAAGCUGUGUUGUAGAGCUCUAUGGUAUCGAUUCAGCAUCUUCAUAUCAGCAUGCUUUCAUCUUUAUUCGCCAGUUGGCAAUUGUUCUUCGCAAUGCACUUACCAUGAAAACUAAGGAAGCAUUCAAACAAGUGUAUAGAUGGCAGUAUAUCAAUUCGUUGAACGUUUGGGUAAGGGUGCUCUCCACAUACAAGGAACAGCUGCGUCCUCUAGUGUAUCCAUUAUCGCAGGUCAUCGACGGUGUGGCGCGGUUAGUACCAACAGCUCGAUAUUUUCCAUUACGUCUUCAGUGCGUUCGUAUGCUCAACAGGCUUUCGGCUGCCACUGAUGCGUUUGUUCCAGUUGCAUCUCUUCUCUUGGAUAUGCUACAAUUCAAAGAUUUGCACAUGAGUCCAACUGGCGGGGUUGGAAAGGGUCUUGACUUUUCAACGAUGAUAAAGGUCCCUAAGCAAGCAGUGAAGACACGUGCCUUCCAGGACGAUUGUGUAACAGGAGUUAUUGAGCAGCUGACAGAGCACCUGGCUCAAAACAGUUACUCCGUUGCAUUCCCUGAGCUGUCUGUGGUACCGCUUGUGCAACUUCGGCGAAUGUUGAAGGAGAUUAAAGUGGACCGGUUUCGCAAAUUGAUCAAGCAGUUGGUGGAACAGAUCGAGCGUAACGUUGAGUAUGUGGGGAAGAAGCGUGAUGGUGUUUCGUUCUCCCCGAAGGAUAUCUCUUCUGCUUCGUCAUUCUUGGAGGAAGAUAAAAAGGCAGGCUCCAGUCCACUGUCGAAAUUUUCUGUUUCUCUGCAACAACGAGCUGCACAACGGCAGGCUGCCCUUCGUACAUCCAGUGUGGUGGUUGGAGGGGACAACGAGCGGGUUGCAGAUAGCGAUGACGAAGAAGAUGACGAGACGGUAGUUAAGGAGGGAGCUAAGGCAUUCAGUAAUGACUGGUUACCUUCCAAGAAAGCAUCAGAACGCCAAUCUGAAAAUAAAGUGGUCAUUACAAAAGCUGCUGAUGGUGAUAACGACGAGGAUGAGGACCGCGUGGAAGACCUGGUGCUGUCUUCAUCUGACGAAGAUGCGGAUGAAAUGGACGAGGAUGAUGAUAACGAGGUUUUGGGAAGUGGCUCGGAAUUGGACUCUGAUAAUGACGAACAGGAGAUUUCCUCAAGAAAACCGAAAAAGUCCACUGGACACAAGGACACAAAGGAUGUGGCGAAUGGAGGAGCCAGUACGAGGGGUGCCUCCAGAGGUAGAGGGGGUAAUAGAGGCGCUUCCCGAGGAGGCAAUAGUGGAGGAAGAGAUGCAUCUCCAGGAGGCAAGAGAGGAGGAUUUAAGAACCAACGCGGAUCCGCAGGUGGUAGGCGAGGAGGAAGAGGAGGAUCUCCUGGAGGUUACAGAGGAGGAAGAGGAGGAUCUCCCGGAGGUAACAGAGGAGGGUUUAGGGGUGGUAAGAGAGGAAGCAAAAGGGGGAGGGAAUGAGGAUAUCGAUUAGCAUCUUGAGCAUUUAGGCUCUAGUAACUAGCUGUAUGAAGAAACACAUACGAAUCAUUUUUCUUUCUAUGAUAGAUAGUCAUUCUUGCAGUGACAUAACGAUUUGAAGUAACAGUAUUUAUCAUAUAUUGAUUUUUGCGUGAUGCUGACAAAGGGAAUUUGCAAAAUUGUCAGUCUUCGAGUGUUUUGUACCA
Messenger RNA from Physcomitrium patens, 3298 nucleotides. RefSeq names its product nucleolar complex-associated protein 2. The record is from RefSeq and is a predicted model, not a curated record. NCBI's taxonomy places the organism in Eukaryota, Viridiplantae, Streptophyta, Bryopsida, Funariales, Funariaceae. Gene Ontology annotation, biological process: ribosomal large subunit biogenesis. Gene Ontology annotation, cellular component: Noc1p-Noc2p complex; nucleolus; Noc2p-Noc3p complex.